Molecule: messenger RNA, 2208 nt
Organism: Dermacentor silvarum
Lineage: Eukaryota; Metazoa; Arthropoda; Arachnida; Ixodida; Ixodidae
Exons: 2
Coding region: 137-1741 (534 amino acids)
Source: RefSeq, a predicted model, not a curated record
GACGAACUCAUUUGCGAGGGCAGCGGGCUCGGCGAGUACCGAGGAGCGCGUCGUCUCGGCGCUUCAGCAAAGCACGAGCCUGAAGGCGUUGACCUUCAACAGCCUAUUUUGCGGCUACAGAUGGAUCCAAGAUGACAUGUUCCGUGCAAUCGCCACGAUGACCAACCUGCAUGAACUGGUUAUCACGGGCACCGGCGCAGCACCCUUGGUCCUGCUGGAAGCGCUUUGUACGCUCCUGCUGGACACGACGAGUCUCACCACUCUCUCCAUGUCGGGACUCGUCAUCGACGCGGCACACAGGAUGCGCGUCGUCGCCUCCCUCCGGCACAACGUCACUAUCGAGAACCUGUCCUUGCACGGCAGCAUUGUGCACUCGUAUCUCUCGAACGGAGUCUCUGGGUUCACCGUUUUUCUGUCCAACAGCACGCGGCUGGGCUCUCUGAGCAUGGAAGUCGUAGAAUCGGACGCUGCCAAAACGCACAUGGACCUAAUGUGCGUGAUCCCGCCGCUCGUCGAUCGCGGCACUCUCUGGAAGCUCAAGCUUGCCGGCUUCCUCCUAAACGCCGACUGCGCGUGCCUGCUCGCUCAACUCGUGUCUCGGAAGGACGGGCUCCUCGAACACCUCGACAUCGGCGGCUGCUACUGGAGCGCGGAGGAGUCGCCGCCUGGGUCGUCUCGGGUCGAAGCUAGAACGACAGACUGGGAAGAACCGGAUCCCGCCAUCUCGAAACUCAUCUGUCCCUGGCUUCAGGCGUUCGACGACACCGCGCGUAUCGAACUCUCCUUCCUCGCCCUCAGUUUCGUGGGACUCCAGCCGGAGCACCUCGCAGCUCUCUUCAACACCGCCACCACCUUCCAAUACCUUGCGACCAUCUCGCUCAGAGACGUGGCGCUGCACGAAUUGAACGAGGUAUGCCGAAUCAUCCGGGAAACCGACAUGAGCGGCCGAGUUCGUAUAGAAGGCGAGUACCUUGUCGACUCGGCGGCGCUAAGCAUGCUCCACGAGUUUCCGGAAGGGUUGCGUCACGUGGCCGUCAGUUCGAUCUGCGAGCCGAGACCGGAGGUGUUUCAGAACACGGUCCGCCUGGCGUGCAGCUGGUACCAGGUGACUACGCUUCAUCUCUUCCUGACGCAGAAUGUCGUGGGUGACGUCGUCACGAUUCGCUCGUUGAGCAAGUACUUGGGCGUUGCUAUCCCACUGAGAGAGCUCGCACUGACGGGUUGUUACCAGCCAGACCUGAGUCUUUGUCUUCGAGGAGCUGGGACCUCUCGCACCGUUCUUCUCGAGGCCAUCUUCGAAAACCCGGGCAUCCAAGUGCUGCGAAUUGACGGGUUUCGUCUAGGCAGGGCCAACUUGUGCUUCUUAGCUUACGAGCUGGUCGCCAGCGAGACGCUGUGCGAAGUCUCUUUCGAAUCCCCGGACAGACUUGAGAACGAAGCGUUUGUCCAGCUCCUCGCUGCAGACGUCCGCGAGAACACGACCAUCUUGCGUUUGCAAGUCCUGGAAUCUGUGGACGGAGAAACGCAAGGCGAAAGGUUCGUCGUCGAAGAUGUUCUCGGUCGCAACCUCGGCUACCUAACCUGCGCGGCGCAUUUUGUAGUCGAGGAGGCCCGCUUGACGCGCUGCGCGGUAGCCUUCGCGACCGUCUCCUGCAGUCCAGCGCUGGUCGAGAAAGUCCAGAAACUCGCGUACGUGGACGGUGCUGAGGCGACAAACAUGAUUCGAAGAAUUCUGGAAUAGUCGCGCGAACCGGGCAAAGAAACUUUAGGGGUGUUUUGUUUUUAGCAAGAGCCGCGAGUAUUAAGACAAAGAGGAUAUCGAUGUUCUCUGCUGCUAUACGUAUAAACAUCAUUUAAUCACUUACCAUUUGAUUGUCUUUAGCGCUUACCUGUCUGCGUCCUCAUUUGUAUAUUGGCGCUAUCCUCGAGCGGUCUGUUUGUGUGCUGCCCUCUGUGGUCUGAGAUACUUAAAACCUCGGUACUCUUCGAUUCCACGAACCUGCGUUACUAGGAAGACAAGCGCCAUGAGUAUUUCAUCAGUAUUGUGUUUUAGUCUCAUACGUGUCUGUGUUUUUAUCAGUGUUGCGCGUGUUUAUCGAUAUUACCGGUUCGCCUGUUGUACCCCACACAGCUCAUUUUAGCUUUGACAGUGUCUCGGAGUAAAAAAAAAAAUCCUUGAAAUAAAUGCACUGAGUGCUCUUAAGAACG